Messenger RNA from Mizuhopecten yessoensis (Yesso scallop), 1639 nucleotides. RefSeq lists its product as uncharacterized. Bases 139 to 606 code for a protein of 155 amino acids. The record is from RefSeq and is a predicted model, not a curated record. The transcript has 3 exons. NCBI's taxonomy places the organism in Eukaryota, Metazoa, Mollusca, Bivalvia, Pectinida, Pectinidae.
UUUACGUACGUUACCUCGAGCCUAUACACUAUUUACCUGGCUAUCAAUUCACUAUUAUUGUGAAAUCCUAGUCUGCCGAGACUGGUGGCUCACACACGUACGCCAGCAACCCAGCAGAACGGAUCAAGAACCAGAAUUAUGUUUACCUUAAUUGAAGGUUUAAAGUAUGGGGCAGCAGCAGCGAUGGGUUUGUUUUCAGGAGGAGCAUUAUACAUUAAUGCAGUGGAGCACUACAGUCGGCGAUCUCUUCCCGUGGAGGCCCAGAGGCAACAGUGGGCAAACAGCUUCAACAUCGGCAAACUUACCAUGCCGUCUAUGGGCCUGAUAGGAGCGGGAUGUGGGACUGCAGUAUUUUUUUUCCUGGACGAAUCCGAGUACAAGUACUACUGGCUGGUUGGGCCCGCUCUGUUCUUCAUCGGGGGAAUAUUCUCGGUGACAAUGAUGCUGCCGGAGAUCAAUGUCCUCCUGGACAACGGAGUCGUCGAAAAGAAAGGUGCAGCCUGGGUCCGUGAUGCCAUAGAUCGAUGGAAUUAUCGUCAUAUGUUUAGGACCUUUAUUGAUUGCGCCGCCUACUUCCUAUACCUGUACCUUGCAAUGAAAUCAUAAACAUUGAGCUCAUAGACAAGUUCAUCUACGUUUAUAGGCACCUAGGCAGCUUCACUCUAUUUGGUACAAUGUCAGGACGGAUACAUACACGUGUAACUAUUUGAAGAUUAGUGUCAGAAGAUCCGGAGGGUUUAAAUGGAAAGAGAAAAGUUUUACGACAGAUACAGUUUAGUUUGUUCAUUUAAAAGAAUUUAUUGUCAGGCUAGAUACAGUAUAGGGAGGGAGUUUAUUCCACUCGGGUAAAGUUCGUGGGAAGAAACUUUUUAGUCUGAGUUUUGGAGAGAGAAAUUUGGAAGGAUAGCUCAUUUUCCAUGCCUGUCAGAGUCUGUUAGGUAACACAAGCCUUUACAUUUUACAAAAAUGGUAAAUAUCUCAUUGAUAUACAAGCAUUGAGUGAAUCAUGUAUUUAUGCAUAUAUUCAAUACAUGUGCAUUUACUUAAGACUUUGUAAUUAUUAGUAGAAGUGAUAAAUAAAAGUAUAGAUUUUUUAUUUAUUUUUUAAAUAUCAAUGUUAAUGUACCUAGUUUAAGUAUGGAAGUCCGUCUAAGAGUUUAAAUGACAUGUUUUGUUCAGCUUUAUCUUCUUCUUUUGCUAAAUUCUUUUUUUUUCUCAAUUUCAACCAGAUUCAGUAAGACACCAGUAAUACCUACUCCUUUUGUACCUAUCAUUUUAUAGAUCAAUGCUUCUAUCCGGGGAGAGUUGUGUCUGUGAUGCUAUUGAUAGAUUCAAAUUUUGUUAUUUUUCAUUAAGGACAAUCAUGUAGUGCCACCUACUUCCUGUUUCUAUACAUAUCAAGGAAGCAGAAAUAAUUUACUUAGUCCUAAUACUUUUCCCAUACUAUUUUGAUUACCAUGAAGGUAAAAAGUGCAAAUGUUAAUUUACAUACUUAGAUUUAUACAGUCAUACACUAUUUGACUUAAUUCUAUUAGUCACAUUCAUGAAAUGUAUAAAAACAUAAGGUUUUUACUAUUUGUGGUUAAGUUGAAAUUUUAAGAAUCUAAAAAUUAAAGAAAAUCAAUAUUUAGAGUGUGUU